GUCUGGGUGUAAGAGAGGAUGUGAACAAGAGCCAGGAAGCUACAGGGGAAAAUACAGUUCAGAUCAAAAGGCCAAAAGAACAAACCCCCCCAAACCCUCUGGCAGUUGUUGGGUGGUGGACUUGUCAGAGUUUCUUUUAUUGAUUUUACUUUUUUAAGUAAAAAGGGAGAAACCCCCAGAGCAAUUGCUGUUGAGUUCCGAAUGGGUCACUUGCCGCCGAAAAGAGUUUUGCUGUCUUGAUCAGAGCAAAUGGCUGCCCCAGAAUCAGGAAGAAAGCAGAAGAAAACAGGGUUUGGCCCGUGAGGAACCCCAAGUGGAUGUGAAUCAGGCCCACGUCCUGCCCGCUCCAUCCGGCAAAAAGGCCACUCCGUGACUCCCAGCAGCUCCCGCUCCGGCCCGCCUGACCUCACGAGGACCUCAUCGCCCUUGGCGACGCCGUGCUCCACUGGCACCAAACCUUCAGUGCCUCUGUUUCCCCUCGACCAACCCCUGGGAGACCGGCAGGGCCGGCAACGGGCCGGCGACCUGACGUCUCGGGCCGGCGAUGCCAGGAGCUGACGCCAACUGCUGAGGACACAACCGCUCCGGGGGGCAGCCAACCAUGGCAGAUUGGUGUAGCGUCCAACCCGUGUUCCUGUGGCCAGUUGGGGAGCAGGUGCUGGACGUGGCCCUGGGCAACCAGCUUACGCUCAACUGCACCUUCCGACUGCCGGCCAACGGACGGCCCUGCCCGGGGGACGUGUUCCUGUGGACCAAAGACGGCCGGCCGCUGGACCACCUCGGCGACAUCAGCGAGGGGCUCAGCCCGGACAAUGCUACGGACGUCCACAGCAGCCUCCUGAGGGUCAACCUGACCAGCCCGCAGGACUACGGUGUCUUCUCCUGCCUUGUGAGGAACACCACCGCCUCGUUCACACUGCAACACGCCGAGGCGUCGGGCCGGUGGUGGUGGUCGACGUGGUGGCCUGUGGUGACACUUCUGGGGUUGGCACUGCUGCUGCUGGCGGGGGCCCUGCUGAUCGCCCGCAACUGCCGCCUCAACGCCCGCCUCUGGUACCGCAACAACUACGGGGACUUCGAGAUCAACGACGGGAAGCUGUACGACGCCUAUGUCUCCUACAUCAACUCGGCCGAUGAUCGGAAGUUUGUGAAUUUCAUCGUCAAGCCCCACUUGGAGAAUCGGCAUGGCUACAAGCUGUUCCUGGACGACAAAGACAUCCUCCCUCAUUCAGAGCCGUCAGCCGACCUGAUUAUGAACGUCAGCCGCUGCCGGCGUCUCAUCGUCGUUCUCUCCGAUGCCUACCUGGAGCAGGAUUGGUGCAACACCAAUUUCAAGGAGGGGCUGUGGAGGCUGUUGGAGCUGUCCCGAAAACCCAUCUUCAUCGCGUUCGAGAGCCAGCGCCGAGAGCUGUGCCACCCGGCCAUCCGCCUGCUGAGCCAACACAGGCACACCGUCACCCUGCUGCUCUGGAGGGCCGGAUCCAUGACGCCGUCCUCGGACUUCUGGAAGGAGCUGUGCCUGGCCCUGCCCCGGCGGUUGCCUUACCGGACCCUCGUUGGGGACCCCCAGACCCAGCUCCAGGAGGACAAAGACCCCAUGCUCACCCUACACGGCGGCAGCUACCUGGAGACUCGGGCCGACCCCGACCCCGACGGAGACCUGGGUAUCCGCGGGCCGAUCUUCAGAGACCCCCGCCCCCUGUACCUGAGCGCCGAGGCCCGGGCCCCGGCCGAGACCCCGCCGGGGGAGCCCCCACCGAGGGCUGACAUCGACGUGUCCGACCUGGGCUCCCGCAACUACGGGGCGCGGACGGACUUCUACUGCCUGGUCACCGAAGACGACGUGUAGAGGCCCGGCCCGGGCUGGGGCGGCCGGCGCGGGACCCCCCACUCUCCGAGGGGCCUGCACAACUCCACCUUUAAGGGGGCCGGAGGCAGGCCCUGGAGGGUCCUUGUCGCCAUCCUUGUGGGACUCCGACCCCCGGACCCCUCGAUUUGGAGGGCCCGACCCGCAGCCGGGAAGCAAAUCCGCCCCAGGGAACACGGCUCCCUCUGCCACGAGGGUCAGCUGUGAUGCCAAACAUCGAGGACCACGACCCCUGGGUGCCCCCCAUCCCCCUUGGCCGGGCUCAGACCCCCACAGACCACCCCCGGGCUGCCUCUCCAGCUGCUGCCCGUGUGUCUAUGCCGGAGACGCCGGGUCAUUCUGUCCCCCUCCGGCCUGUGAAAUGGUGAUGAUUGUGGUGGGGGGCCCGGGAUUCCCGGGGAGCACCCUGAUUAGUUCCUUCCUCCAGAAAUGAAAAUAAAAGCAAUAAUUCCAAA
Tachyglossus aculeatus (Australian echidna) is the source of this 2322-nucleotide messenger RNA. It is a transcript of the gene SIGIRR, whose product is annotated as single Ig and TIR domain containing. The transcript is spliced from 11 exons. Gene Ontology annotation, biological process: signal transduction. Lineage: Eukaryota; Metazoa; Chordata; Mammalia; Monotremata; Tachyglossidae. The record is from RefSeq and is a predicted model, not a curated record. The coding region runs from base 602 to 1849 and encodes 415 amino acids.